AUGGGAUUUGAAGAUGAUGUUAGAAAUAUAAUGUCAUAUUUCACGGAUCAACGUCAAACUCUGCUAUAUUCAGCAACUAUGCCUAAAAAAAUUCAAGAUUUUGCAAGGUCUGCAUUGGUUAAACCAGUAAUUGUAAAUGUUGGUCGUGCUGGUGCUGCCAAUUUGGAUGUUAUUCAAGAAGUGGAAUAUGUAAAGCCAGAAUCCAAGAUUGUAUAUUUAUUGGAAUGUCUACAGAAAACUCCACCUCCUGUACUAAUAUUUGCAGAGAAUAAGAAUGAUGUAGACGAUAUUCAUGAGUACCUUCUCGUUAAGGGAGUUGAAGCUGUUGCGAUUCAUGGAGGGAAAAGCCAAGAUGAACGUGAAUUUGCAAUUCGAUCAUUCAAAGCAUACAAGAAAGAUGUUCUGGUUGCCUCUGAUGUGGCUUCCAAAGGCUGA
This is a messenger RNA of Dentiscutata erythropus, 435 nucleotides long. The record is from the annotation of a GenBank genome assembly. NCBI's taxonomy places the organism in Eukaryota, Fungi, Glomeromycota, Glomeromycetes, Diversisporales, Gigasporaceae.